Messenger RNA from Parathielavia appendiculata, 591 nucleotides. RefSeq lists its product as uncharacterized. NCBI's taxonomy places the organism in Eukaryota, Fungi, Ascomycota, Sordariomycetes, Sordariales, Chaetomiaceae. Bases 1 to 591 code for a protein of 196 amino acids. The record is from RefSeq and is a predicted model, not a curated record. The transcript is spliced from 2 exons.
AUGCAAUUCCGCACGUACCUCUCCCUUUUGCCCCUCCUGGGGCUCACAGCAACCGCGUUGCCGAUUCCCAGUCCGGACGCCGCAGAUACCAGCGCGUCCCCAGCGGGCUGCUCGGAUAUCUCGUUCAAGUCCUUCGCAUGGAUCGCCCGCAACAUCGACUUCCAUGCGUCGUACACCUUUACGACACCAGCCCACCAGAACUCGUGGGGCUAUGCGUCGUUCGACCUGUACAACCCGGCGGACCAGAGCACGGCACACUGCGAGGCGGCGAGCAACCAGCUCAACGAUUUCUUCUACGGCACCGUUCCGUACAAGUGCAACGACACCCAGCGGGUCGGGUCGACCAGCUUUGAUUUUGCCCGGCCCAACAACCGGCUGCGGGUGAAUCAGACUUGGACGUGCAACGAUAAGGAGCCGCAGUGGCCGGCCACAUUCACUGGCCGCGGCGACGUCAAUUUGACGCUGAGCUGCAACGAGACGACGUGGGAGAACCCGAACUGGACCAUCGGCCAGAUAUAUUCCAGCCGCGAGAUCAAGUGCGCCGCAGUCCAAGCCGUCAUCAAGCCGUACGAGAUGGAAGCUAUCGCGUAA